AUGGCUACGGUCGUGGACCCGACGUGGCUGCGCCAACUGCACUUCAUGGUGUACUGGGGGCUGUAUGGGGGCAGUAGUGACUGUGGGAGCCCAGGCUGCAACCGAGGAUCCGUCGUAUACGCAGUUCAGCCGUCGCUGCAGCAGCAGCGGCAGCCUCCAGCCCAUGCUGCCGUCGCAGCCGCCACCACCUCUACCAUCCGCACUGGCAGCUGCAGCCGCAGCUCCUACACAGGCGGGCGAUGCGUGCUUAUUAAAGGUCAACUGGCCGGAGGCGGCCCAGUUGUCGUACACCUCCUGGGUUGCCGUGCGCUACACCCCGCCACGGGCCCCGCGCUACGGACAGUGAUGCUAGCCGGAUCCGCCGUACACCCCGCCAUUGCGAGCGUGCACGGCAUGCGUUUCGUGCCGGCAGCAGCGGCCCUGGCGCCCGGAGCCGUGUCGGGAGUGAAGCGACCGGCUGCAGCGGCGGCGCUGGGGGCGCCCGCGGCAGCGGCGGCGGCGGCGGGGGCUGAUUGGGCCCGUGAUGAGGCUCUGUCGUGGCUGCCAGCCGCCGGUCGCCAAGUGCCGGAAAACGCACCUGGUGUCGAACCCGCCCAACUCGCGAGGACCCCGCAGCAGCAGCAGCAGCAGCAGCAUCAAGGGGUUCGUGACCUUCUUCGGCACCAGCACCAGCGCCUCACCGCCAUGGCACCCGUAACCCAGUUGGCGACCGUGGUGGCGGCUCUACGGGCUCAGCUGCAGCUUCAGCCCGGAGAAGGCGUCCUGGCGGUGGUGUGCGAGGGCUCACCGAUGGGGAGUUUGGAGUCCCUCCUGGGUGGUGUCCACAACCCCUUCCGCCCCAACCGCUCCUGGCCUGCGUACAUGGCCCGCCGUGCCUUGCUGCGCACUGCCCUGGAGGUGGCGGGGGCACUGGCACACCUGCAUUCCAUCGGCUUGGUGCAUGGCGCGUUGCGGCCCUGUAAUGUGCUGCUGGUGCCCUCAAACCACGACCGCCGCAACUUCCGGACCAAGGUUUUUGGUGCGAGCGUCCGUUUCGUGCAGCUGCUGGGCAAUCGGAACAGCACCGCAAACCUCGUCGCAGCCGGCGACAGCAGCAAAAGCAUGGACGCUCGCUUCCAGGGGCAGGGUCCCAGCGUGGGCUGCUGCGGCGGCGGCGGUGCCGGGCGCUGCAGCUCAAGUCCCCAGCCGCACAUCGCCGCCACGAUGCUGAGCUGGCCGGAGGCGCUGCCAUCCCAGGGCGGGUCUGUUUUCCUGCCGUACGCCGGUUCGCCGAGGAUGCCCGCCGCAGACGCGGUGGCGCCGGUGGCGCCGACGUCGGUGGCCUCCGCCGCCUGCUCAUCGCUUCCCUCCACCAGCAACCCGUGGUGGUCUCCUUCCUGCGGGGCGCCGUACAGCCCGGCCUCCUUCACAGGCCGCUCUCGGCCUCCUAGCCGCGUGCUGGCGGUGGCGGAGGCGGCAUUCUCGCCGUCCACGUCUGCCGGUAACCACCUACUUGACUUCGCCAGCAGCGCUGCUGUCGCCCCCGGCCGCAGGCGGCCUAGCGGCAGCGCCUUGAUCCCCCCGCUGAUGCUGGCAAUGGGCAGCUGUCCAGGGCGCGCCGUUGGGUCGACGGGCGGGGCCGCCGCUGCAACCGCGCCGCCCCUGUGCCGUACACCGUCGGAGGGACAGCUCCUUGGGGGCCUGUCGUUCAUGCGCGCGUCACGCCGGCCGCUGCGUACCAGCUAUGCAAUACCGGAACAUUUGGAGGUUGAGGGUGUUGAAGCGGUCGCGGUGGAGGGUGCAUCAGCGGCGGGAGGAAUAGGAACGGGCUUAGGACCUGGUUCGGCUCAGCAGCGCUCUGGCGUUGACGGCGGCUGCGAAGGCGACAUGGACACUGUCCCCGCUCGUCGGUCUCAUUCGGACCUGGUGCUGCGCAGCGGCCCGGAGGUGACGGCGGCGGCAGUGCGCAGCGGGAAGAGCUCCCUAUCCUUCACGCUGGGCGCCGCCACUGCCGUCAGCACUGGUGCAGGCGCCGCCGCCAGCUGCAUCGGCGGCGGCAACGUAAGCGUCGUGUGCGGUGGGGCCUCCGCCCCAGGCACCCCCUCGCGGCUCACGUCCUUGAUCCGCUCAUUGGUCUUCAACAAGCCGACUGCGGGUACGGCAGCGCUCUCGAAGCAAGCAGUGCCGAGCGUGCUUGUUACCCCCGAGUCCGACGCCGGCGGGGGUGGCCAUUCCCGGCGAGUAAGCAACGCCCGCAGCGGCGCGGCGGCGUCUAGUAGCCGUGCAUCCUCUGUAGCCCUAGCCGCCGCCGCGCUCCUCAGCCGCUGGCCUUCCUGGCUUGCGGCAGCUUCUCCGGUCAGCAGCAGCGUGGUUCCGGAGCAUGAAACUGCCGAUGGCCUCUGGGGCGCCGAGUCACACCACCACCACCAGCAGCCGCAGCAGCAGCAGCAGCCGCAGCGGCGCCGCGGGGGACAAGCAGAGGACAAAGGCGAGGAGGGGGACGAGGAGGAAGAAGAACAGGUGGAGACAGGAAAUGGAAACGGCGGAGAGAAGGUGCAGGGCGAAGAGGAAGAGGAAGAGGAAGAGGGGGAGGAUGCUGAGGAGGAGGAGGAGGAAGAAGAAGAAGAAGUGGCAGCAGUUUUGUUUCAAAGGGAAAGAGUCGGGGACGGAGGUGCCGCGCCGUCAGGUCCUAGCCGCUCUUGCCACGGGGCCCAGUCGCUGGACAGCCGCCCGGCCGGGGGCGCCUCAGCCUCCACCGCGACCUCUGGCGGUGGCGGUGGCGGCUGGCGCGAUGAGCUGUUCCUGCCGCCCGAGUCGCAGCAGGACCCUUGCUGCCCCGUGGAUGCCUCUCACGACACCUGGGCCUUCGGGAUGCUGAUGUGGGCCAUGGCGGCGGGUGAGCCGCCUGCGGAGGGGCAGCUAGGGCAGUCAGGGCCGCAGGUCAACUCCACCUCAGGACCCGGUCCCGGACCCGUGCAGCUGCUCUCCACGCUGGACCUGGACCUGGGAAUACGGACACCCUCAUGGCCAGCUCAUUGCCGUACACAUGCCUAUCUGCAGCCGCUUUACGAGGCGUGUGUCGCUAAGGAGCCCGGCAGCCGGCCCACCCUGGCGGUGGUGCUGGCUUCCGUGCUGGGAGGGGGAGUGGUGGUAUUAUAA
Molecule: messenger RNA, 3138 nt
Organism: Volvox carteri f. nagariensis
Lineage: Eukaryota; Viridiplantae; Chlorophyta; Chlorophyceae; Chlamydomonadales; Volvocaceae
Exons: 9
Coding region: 1-3138 (1045 amino acids)
Biological process (GO): protein phosphorylation
Molecular function (GO): protein kinase activity; ATP binding
Source: RefSeq, a predicted model, not a curated record